GUAUAUCUGCUCUCCCUCUCUCACCAAUUCCCUUUUUAACGGUUCUGACGUCACCAACCUGCAAUUGAACGAAUGAACUGACGAACAACCGAACCUCUACCGGAGCAACCGGGCGGCAGUAGAGUUGCAGAGCGAGUCCCCGCCACCGCCUUGGAGGAGCCAAACGGAGUAAAGCGCACAGUGAGCCGCUGCGUGAACGUCGUGCAGGAACCAAACGAUGCGAGCGCUGCACACCUCCGCCCAGUAACACUUACCAUCGACUACUGGUAAAGAAGAGAAUCUUUACCGUGAUUUACCGACAGAAAAAAACAAAAGAGAGACGAGAGACUACCGGACAGCCGGACGGACAGACCACCGCUGAGACCACGCUUGAGAAACAAACAUCUGCGGUGGUUCCAUCGUGGUCUUUCUGCCCUGUGGAUCAAACCGAGUGGAUCCUUGUAUUUAAAUGCUUUAACGGUGCCGAGUCCCCGGCUUGAGAGCGAGAGAGAGGGAGCAGCCCAGAGCGAGAGAAAGACAGAGGGAUCACAGAGGGAUCGAGAGCAUAGCGCAGGAAAAGGAGGAAAUUAACCAAGAAAGAAGAAGAGGAUUUGCAAGCAGCUUUGUUUCCUCACACAAGUUUCAUUGCAAUCAGCGUUAUUGUUAAAUUUCUGCCGUGGAUCCCGGAAUCGGUAACGCUCUCAAGCUGUGUUCUCUAACCAUGGGAUGUACUUUGAGCGCAGAGGAGAGGGCGGCUCUGGACCGGAGCAAAGCCAUCGAGAAAAACCUCAAGGAGGACGGUCUCACCGCGGCCAAAGAUGUGAAACUGCUACUGCUCGGGGCCGGAGAGUCAGGGAAAAGCACCAUCGUCAAACAGAUGAAGAUCAUCCACGAGGACGGUUUCUCUGGCGACGAUGUAAAGCAGUACAAGCCUGUGGUUUACAGCAACACCAUUCAGUCUCUGGCUGCCAUCGUGCGUGCCAUGGACACACUGGGCCUGGAGUACGGAGACAAGGAGCGGAAGGCGGAUGCUAAGAUGGUGUGUGACGUGGUCAGUCGUAUGGAGGACACAGAGCCUUACUCCGCUGAGCUGCUCUCCGCCAUGAUGCGUCUGUGGUCCGAUUCUGGCAUCCAGGAGUGUUUCAGCCGCGCCCGAGAAUACCAGCUCAACGACUCAGCGCAGUACUAUUUAGACAGCUUAGAUCGGAUUGGUGCAACAGACUACCAGCCGACAGAGCAGGACAUCCUGAGGACCCGAGUGAAGACCACAGGCAUCGUCGAGACACACUUUACCUUCAAAAACCUCCACUUCAGGCUGUUUGAUGUGGGAGGUCAGAGGUCGGAGAGGAAGAAGUGGAUCCACUGUUUCGAGGAUGUCACAGCCAUCAUUUUCUGCGUGGCGCUCAGUGGAUACGACCAGGUGCUGCAUGAGGACGAGACCACGAACCGUAUGCACGAGUCUCUGAAGCUGUUUGACUCCAUCUGUAACAACAAGUGGUUCAAUGACACCGCCAUCAUUCUCUUCCUGAACAAGAAGGACCUCUUUGAAAAUAAGAUCGUCAAGUCUCCACUGUCCAUCUGCUUCCCUGAGUAUAAUGGUCCAGACACUUACUUGGAAGGAAUAGACUACAUUAAGUGUCAGUAUGAGAGCAAGAACAAGUCACCCAACAAAGAGGUGUACUCCCAUGUGACCUGCGCUACAGACACCAACAACAUUCAGUUUGUCUUUGAAGCCGUCACUGAUGUCAUCAUAGGAAAUAACCUGCGAGUGUGUGGCCUGUACUGAUGGGUCUGUUUAAUGUCAGCCAAUGGAUUCUCUUUGCUUGACUUGUGUUUACCUGCAAUAUGUUGUACUUCAGUGGUUUUGUGGUCCAUUGUAUGAUAUAUGGUUCAGUCGGGGCUAUGGGCUGGGUCAGUGAUGUCACUGCUCAGCUUGAUCAUAAGCUGGUCUCCUCAUUGAUGAACAGAUUAUCGGAGUAGUUGUUUGGUUUGUCGACUUGUUAGCUGGUUGAGACUUCUUUCUGUGUUUUUGUCUUUUUUUAUUUCCUCCUGAAGGCGAACCAACAGAUUUCAGUGUGCUGUAUUUUGAGCUUUUAUUUGUACAUAAAUUCCAAAUCUCUUGCUGCUGUGCAGAAAUCUUGCACAAUACUUACUGUUGACUCAAAAGGGGUCAAAGGUUUCUGAGACUUGUUUGUAAAUGCAGCAGUGCUGCACUCAAGGAACCAGACUGAUGUCAUCAGAGUGCUGCAGUCCUAGCAGUUAACUAGCAUUGCUUGAUCAAGUAUGAUAGGAACCAACUCUCUACACCCAGGUAUUUCCAGACUUUCAAUUGCAGCUUAUUUUGUCGCCAGUCUUUGUCUUAGGACCAAUGCACAAAUGAAUAUGAACCCUAUGUGUAUGAUUCAGAUAGUCUCACUUUCUUGAUCUGUCAGAAUGAAGAUGUGCAGACUCUAUGACUUACUGGAGAGAGAGGGCAAGAGUAUGGCCAGCAUAAAUCAAAGUAAUUGAAUUGAAAUCUAUGUGUUGUGUUCAUCUAGAAUAUUAAUUCCUGACGACUGCUUUGGUGCACUAAGAACACCUCUGUUAAUUAUAAAUCAGUAUUCAUAAAAUUAUAGGAAAUAUCAUCAGAAUAAAUAUCACUGAACCGUUCAUAGUGAUGGUAGUAAACACAUCCAACUUUAACUCGUUACAAAGUUUAAAUUAUUUUAGUAAAAGAACAUGUCUCUGAAUGAAAUGAUAUAAAAGUUGCAGUGAUAUAAAUGAUGGAUACUGUGAACAUGUUUAUUUAUAAGCAGAUGCUUUUGUGGAUUUUUUCAUACGGUGAUGAAGUUAAAAAUCUGUCCAGUUAAAAAAAAUGUUUUAAUUACAGUUCAAAUGUUGCCAAAUUUUCUCUCUCUCUCUUGCUUUAUGAAAUUAUGAAAAUAUGAGUAGCACUAAUGAAUCAUACAGUUCCCACAAACACACACUCUAAAGAGGUUUACAUCAGCAAAGCUUGGCUCAUUCAGAACCUGUGGGAGGAAGGAGGGAUUAUCACUCUUAAAAAUAUUUAAUCUAAUGAGAUCAAAGGUAAUCCAAUUUAAUAAACAUUGCUGUUGACAAA
Messenger RNA from Notolabrus celidotus (New Zealand spotty), 3079 nucleotides. RefSeq names its product guanine nucleotide-binding protein G(o) subunit alpha. Gene Ontology annotation, molecular function: G protein-coupled serotonin receptor binding; corticotropin-releasing hormone receptor 1 binding; GTPase activity. Gene Ontology annotation, cellular component: heterotrimeric G-protein complex. Gene Ontology annotation, biological process: adenylate cyclase-modulating G protein-coupled receptor signaling pathway; G protein-coupled dopamine receptor signaling pathway. The transcript is spliced from 8 exons. Bases 701 to 1765 code for a protein of 354 amino acids. The record is from RefSeq and is a predicted model, not a curated record. Lineage: Eukaryota; Metazoa; Chordata; Actinopteri; Labriformes; Labridae.